AUGCUUCUCCGUGCUACCCGACUUGUGGCAGCCGUCGCACCGACCACGCAGCAUCAGCAGAUUCGGCGGAUGAGCUACUUGCGUAAUGGUUUGAACUCGGGGACGCAUGCGUUUCGCAUCCUAUCCCCUGGUCGAACGCUCGGCUCAGAAUGUGGCAGGCUCCCGAUCUCAGCCCAACGGCGCGGAGUGUGUGGCUUUGAGUGGCUCGGACUCGUGGCCUUCAAAACGGCUGGGACCUGUGCUGCAGCUCAUGGUGGCAAAGCGGCCGUAUGUGCGGCAGCGGCCAAAAGUGGCAUCUCCGGCUUUUCGUGUGUUGCCUGUGGCGGUUACUUCCUUCUGGGUAUGGGUGCCUUCGUCUUGGUCAGCGCAGGAGUGAUCAUCUUAGUGGAGGCAUCUCGGUAG
Symbiodinium sp. CCMP2592 is the source of this 402-nucleotide messenger RNA. The record is from the annotation of a GenBank genome assembly. NCBI's taxonomy places the organism in Eukaryota, Dinophyceae, Suessiales, Symbiodiniaceae.